Racocetra persica is the source of this 444-nucleotide messenger RNA. The record is from the annotation of a GenBank genome assembly. NCBI's taxonomy places the organism in Eukaryota, Fungi, Glomeromycota, Glomeromycetes, Diversisporales, Gigasporaceae.
AUGAAUAAAAAACAAAAGCUUGAACUCAAAAAAGAAUUACAAGAAUUAAACGACAAAUAUAAAUCAAUAAUAGAACAAGAUUACAAAAAAUAUAACCAUAAUACUAUUGCCCAACAAUUAAAAUAUAACCAGCCAUUACAAGUAACUAAAAAAGAAAUAGAACUAAAACUAGAUUAUUUACUUAAACCAAUUUGUGAAGAAAAUAUUGAAAAAACUAUCAACCAACUAGAAAUUGAAUAUGAAGAAGAUAUAACAAAAUAUAAUAUAUACCAAUAUGAAUCUUUAAAUUAUUGGAAUAAUACAGCAAACUACAUACAAAGUAGAUAUUACCAAGCACAAGACUGUUCAACAUUAAAAGAAGCAAUUCAACAAUACGAAAACUCAUUAUUUAAAGUAUAUAAAGAAAUUUCUGGAAAAGAAUUCUUUAUUAAUGACCAAAGAAAA